Messenger RNA from Rhincodon typus (whale shark), 4381 nucleotides. RefSeq names its product ADP-ribosylation factor-like protein 4A. Gene Ontology annotation, cellular component: cytoplasm. The record is from RefSeq and is a predicted model, not a curated record. Gene Ontology annotation, biological process: vesicle-mediated transport; intracellular protein transport. Lineage: Eukaryota; Metazoa; Chordata; Chondrichthyes; Orectolobiformes; Rhincodontidae. Gene Ontology annotation, molecular function: GTPase activity; GTP binding. The coding region runs from base 316 to 918 and encodes 200 amino acids. The transcript has 2 exons.
GAGCCGGGGGGCGGGGCCGAAAUGGAAUGUUGCCGCCGCCGCGUUCGGCCGGUUCUAGGUUCUAGUCGCGCGUCCUCAGACUGAGUGGAGUCAGUGGUUCAUGUAGAUCGUGUUGGAGCGAGUGUCUGUUUUUGUGUGUGAGAGAAAUAAGUACUGACAUUGAGGAGUCAGCUUUCUCCAUGCACUCGGCUUUUGGGAUAUUAAUAUCUAAGCUACACUGGAUUCACGUUGCAGACUGGAAUGAUCAGCACUAUUUGGAAUUAACUGUGUUUCAGUGUGGACAUCGCUACAUUUCUCUUUUGCCUCUAAUCCAAGAUGGGUAAUGGACUUUCAGAUCAAACUUCUAUUUUAUCAAGUUUUCCAUCUUUUCAGUCUCUCCACAUUGUUAUUCUGGGUUUAGACUGUGCUGGUAAAACUACAGUUUUGUACAGAUUACAGUUCAAUGAAUUUGUCAACACUGUUCCAACAAAAGGAUUUAAUACUGAAAAAAUCAGAGUGACUUUGGGUAACUCAAAAGCAGUGACUUUCCACUUCUGGGAUGUCGGUGGUCAAGAGAAACUGAGACCACUGUGGAAAUCUUAUACACGCUGCACAGAUGGUAUUAUUUUUGUGGUGGACUCGGUAGAUGUGGAAAGAAUGGAGGAAGCCAAAACUGAAUUGCACAAAAUAACCAGGAUCUCUGAGAACCAAGGAGUGCCGGUACUUUUGAUUGCCAACAAACAAGAUCUCAGGAACUGCCUCUCGCUCUCUGAAGUGGAAAAACUGUUAGCUUUGAGUGAAAUAAGUUCUUCCACCCCCUGGCACCUUCAACCUACCUGUGCCAUAAUAGGAGAUGGACUUAGAGAGGGACUGGAAAAACUUUAUGAAAUGAUCAUUAAAAGGCGGAAAAUGUUGAAACAGCAAAAAAAGAAGAGAUGAAUGUACAGAGGUUGAAGAUGCUUUGUAUUUUUAAAAGCUGAAAUAUUGCUACACUGGUCAUUACACCUUUAGCCUUUUGACAACAUUAAUGUUAAAAAUGUGAGUCUAGUGAGAUCUAAGGCAAAGCUUAUUCGUGGGCUCACAGUGGAAGUGGAUAUGAUAAUUAAGAAUGGAGAGCAGUUAUACUGGCAUAAAACUGUCAGCAUCCUUUAUUAUUAGACCAAAAUAUAUUCAAAUCUGUAGUAUUUUGUCUUUUUUUUAAUUAAGUUUCUAAUGUCUGUUUGCGUUUAAAUGUGUGUGUGUGUGUCAUGUGUUCCACUUUUGAGGCCUGCAAGACAAGGUACCUGCACAGCAAGUUCUGUAAUAUUUUAGGCAAAAUUGAACACUAAAAAUAUUUGGAUGUGAACUGUUUCAAAUCAAGAAACACCUACCAAAACUACAUGGAGAAGAAAAUGGCUGAUACAGAUUAUAGUUCGUUGCUGUUUCUUACCUUUUUGGCUAGGUAGUGGUUAGAGACUAUUUAAAAUGAGAUGCUACUGGAAUUGAAGAAGGCACAAAAUGCUCCUACUAUAUUAUCUGUAGUGUUAGAGUUGUUGGCAAGCAUGUUUCUUUUAAUAAAACAGUGGAAAAUGUGUGGUGUCAGAACUAGGUCUCUGGGGAGAGAGGAGGGAAAACCUGGAACACUGUGUUUAACUGACCUUGAACUUUUAUUUAAAAAAAAGCUUUCAGUAGACAGACAGGAAUGUAGCAAUCACAUGUUAGUUUGUUCUUGUCACUGAUAUUCACGUUAAAGUUGCUGCAAAGCCUCAUUUCUAAGCAGUGUUAACAUUUGGGAGCUAGACUCUUUACCGUAUAUAAGCUGUGACUUGAUGUGGUAGAAACUUAAAACCUUUAGGUCUGCAUACGUUGCCAACUGUAAAAUGUUCCUGUUAAUGCUAUUUAGGCAAGCAUUGCCAUGAAUUGUAGCAUUUGGUGCCAUCUUUUUAUGAGUUUCUCCAUUUGGAGCUCUUGUUAUAUUUCAUUUUCUUUUGAAGGUUGCAAAAUCUUUGUAUAUAUUAAUGUUUGAAAGUAGCCACUCUUUGGCUAGUGGUCUCAAGAAGAAUUCGAGAACCAUUCAUUCUUGCUGAAAAUAAUAAUGUAUUUGUUUACUGCCUCAUAAAGGGAUGGUAUCAUUCUAAUGAAACUACAACUGGCUAGCAACCCAAACCUAGCUUUCCCAGUUAGGGUCAUUUAGAUGGGUGUGUACAGAUUACACCAAUCUACAAAAAUUCAAAGUUAUUCCAAGUUCAUACGCAACUUUUUUAGUUGAUUAUCCUCCUCAGCAUACAAGGCCACAGCAGGUCAUUUCUCAACCUGUAAUUUAUUGUAGAAUUUGUCGUUCUGCAUGUGAACAUGCUGGAAGAAUUUACAGAAUAUUUAAAUCUGUUAAGCCAUCUGUUGUUUGUUUUUAUCUUAUGACUACGUUCCUCAUAUUACAAGUAUGAAAUCACAAAAAUACUUGUAAAUUUUCUGAAAUUUCAGAUAAGUGAGACCAAUUUAAUCAUUGGAAUGCUGAUAGCAAUAUAUUUGUUUAAAAUUUGAUUAUUGUUUAAUUUUUCAACAUUUAAAGUGCAGGCCUAUGUGUCCUGAGAUGAUGAUGAUGAGCAAUUUUUUAUUUAAAUGUUUAACCAAAGUUCACCACCUGAGGAAAAACAAAGCAUUAUAAAGAGAGGAUUGUUCCUUACACAAGAUGUGGAUUGGCUAUAUUUUCCUACACCACUUUGCUGAGGAUUAAUUUCCUCCUUUUCUGCAAAUAAGUUACAACCUCACUAUAUCUAUAAAUUCUUGACGUUUUUGUAAAUGUUCAUUUGAUGUUUCCUAUGUUUUUGUUCCCUGACUUUUUUUUUAGGUUUGAAAGAUAUUGAAACCCUGCACUUUUGUGUAAACAGCUGAGGAAAACAUUUUCUUGUGUAUAAAGCACAGAAGCUUGUGUUCAAAUUUUCACAUUUGAAAUGAAUCGAAACCUAGAUGGUCUGAAUGUAGACAACGUCCCUGGCAUUUUUUAAAAAAAAAAGACCAUUUAUGACCUGCAAAGAACUGUGCGAUAUCUUGUGGGUUACAGAAGCUUACUUACUUAGUGUUUUCUAUAAUUCAAAAAAGCAGGUCAAUUCAUUUUAAUUUAGUUUAUCAUUAUUAAACCUCAUCACUUGCAGAAAAGUAACAAAAGCAAACCAAUUGGUCUGACAUUGCAGUUUUAAAGGAAAAAUGAAAUUGAUGCUAUUACAAACUAUUUUCUAUCUUCAAUGACCUUGCAUCUGGACUUCCUUUGGAUUAAGUAAGGCUGUUGUCAAUAUUUUACUGUAUUGAUUCUGACACUGUAAAUAUCUUCUGUUUUUGACUUGUACAGUGGCUUCAGGAAAUGCACUUUAGUGUUCAUUAAAGAUCAACAGCUUUGUGUAACAUCUGUUUUAAUAACUUGUUUUAAGAAUUGAAUGACCUCUGUUGGAUUUGUCUUUGGUUAAGUGUUUCCACCUGCACUAGUGGCAUUGCUGUCAUUGAUUGGAAAAAUUCUUUAUAUUUAUAUGAAUGUUGGAACUUAAUAAAUACAACUCUGAAUAAAUUGUCAGUUUUCCAUUCAAAUCACUCAGGCAACAAUGAACCCAUCUCAAACUGCAAUUGCAAAAUCUUUUAUUUUGUAGCUUUUAAGUUAGGAGAAGGAGACAACUCAAUACAAUAGGAAUUUCUUUUAUGUUCCAAUAAGUCAGACUGAGAAAAGAGAUGAGAUUUAUAUUUUGUGAAACUUAUCUGUUCAAGGAAUAGAGCCAUGUAGCAUGAUGCUUUGUUUUACAUAAGCUUUUCAUCUUGGAAUUACAAGAUGAUAGAAACAUACUUCUGAAACUGAUUUGUAACAACCGAGAAUCUGCAUGCUGCUGUUAGCUUACUGAAAUGGUUUAAAAUUGGACCAUACUGUCACUGGAAGAUGACCUGUACAUUAUGUAAAUACAGCAUUGGGAGUCAAAAUCACGACAUAUUAGUUCACAACAGUGUUCUGCAAAAAUUAGUUUUAUUUUGAACAUCAGUUGAAGCUGAAUGUUUGUUUGUUUGUUUGUUUAUUGGAAAGGGUUACAUAAAUGUCCCUGAAUAUCCCAAUGUUUAUAUUGGAGUCCAGACAAUACACACCCAUGAACUGAGGGGUUCUAAAAAGAAAGCAAAAACGUCUAAGAAGCCAGUGUAAAUUAAAACUGACGUAUAAAGUUUUAUUUUGUUGUUCUUUGCCUUUUUGUAGCGAAAAGGUUAUUUUGUUCUGAAGGAUUGUGGUUCAAGGUCUGACAGUUGUGGUUGAAGUUGGAAACAUUGAUUUCCUGUCUGCAUCCAACCACUUGUGGAACUAAGGAAAGGAGCAACAGAUACUGGGAAAGGAGGUUGUGUAAAAUGUUGAUUGUUUAACUUUCAUAACAUUAAAGCCACAAUCGGUUAAAGAGGA